Molecule: messenger RNA, 1633 nt
Organism: Trematosphaeria pertusa
Lineage: Eukaryota; Fungi; Ascomycota; Dothideomycetes; Pleosporales; Trematosphaeriaceae
Exons: 1
Coding region: 162-1511 (449 amino acids)
Source: RefSeq, a predicted model, not a curated record
AUCUUGCAGCCUCGUGCUAGGGUAAUCGUAUCAGCCGUGUUUGUCACUCAGUCGGACCUCGUCCGAUCCCUCUUCCAUCGUUUGCCACCUUGGGCCCACACCUCCUUUUCCUACUUCGCUUCUUUGACUUCACUGGGCUGGUUCCGGCUUUAGAACUUGAUAUGGAUGAUCUUCCACUCGAGCUUCUUUCUAUGAUCAUCGACCAUCUCUGGGACGACCCACCGCAUUCGCCGGCCAGGGGACCACGUCUUACCCACCCCAAAGCUAGAUCCAAAGACAGAUUGCUCGUCAAUCUCAGAUCCGUACGCCUCGUUUGCAAAGCGUUUGCUCACGCAGCAGCGAAUCUGUUUGGGGAAACAUAUUUCCCGGUCAGAUGGGUCUCUCUAUCUCGGAACAGCUUAUCGGACCUCCUCGCCCUCUCUGAACACCCCCAGUAUGCCCGCCAUGUUUUCACACUUCGAAUCGAUGCCCUCAACCUCGACCUGCAGAUGCAUGAAGAGGGAAAGAGUAUGGUCAUGUUGGCGAAAGCAUUGGGGAACUUUGAGCCAACCCUGACAUCGAUACUGUUGUCUCUCAAGUGCUCAAGGAAGUCUGAAGAGUGUACCAAAGAGACCAAGGUUAUGGAUACGGUUCGAAGCGCCCUUCUCCAUGCCCGCGUCCAGCCAGCGAGGCUUCGCAUAUACACGAACAGACCGAAGGUCUUCUGCCUGCCAAACGUCCAACUGCACCUAGCGCACACGGUAAACAUGCAACACCUCACGAGCCUGAAGCUAGACUUCCUCAACGCAACCACCGUCGACCCCGAGGUCCAUCAAGCGCUCUCCCGAGGAACAAUCGCUCGCUUCAUCAGCUGCAUCCCCCACCUGCAGCAUCUCUCGAUCUACUUCGCAAGCGAGAUAUGGUACCGCGCACCCCUGCGCGCGCUCCUAGGACACAGUCCGCUCAGCCAUCUCCAAUCUCUCCGAAUCUGCGGCUUCAACAGCCGCGAGCACGAACUCACCGACCUCCUCCUGCGCCACCAAGACUCCCUGCAAUCCCUCGAGCUCGCCGACUUCAAGCUCCGCAACGGGAAAUGGCGCAACGUCUUCAAAGCCAUACGCGAGCAGGCCUCCUCCGCGCUCGACACCCUCCAGCUGCGCCGUCUCUGGGACCGCGACGAAGCUUUCUUCCUCUCCGACUCGACGUUUGAAAGCCUGACGCGCGCGGAAUUCGAGAGCAUGGAUUGGGCGCGCGUCGCUGCGCCGCGCGAAGACGCUGUGCUUGACCUGGAGCCUGUAGAGCUGGGGGAGACGGGCACUUUCAUUACGUUCCCGGAGGAUCUGCUCUACGACUCGGAUAACGUGGAAGGCGGGGAUGCGGUGAAUCCUUUACCCUAUUUUGCCCAUGAGCUGUUGCAUCCGGGGCAUGAUGGGCUGGUUGGCGUAGAUGGUGGCGAGGAUGAUGGCGCGUCGGGGUCUUUGGGAUCUGAGGGCGGUACGGAGGAGACAGGGAGCAGUCGGGACGAAGAUUGAAUAGGGUUUUAGCAAAGUCAGACUGGAGGUUGUCGGCCUGUUGAGGCUAGUCCAUUAGAGUGCCCAGAAGCCUUGAAAUAGUGAAGUAGACAGGGUAAUAGAGUCCGUCAACCGCCUAGAUC